Messenger RNA from Mollisia scopiformis, 2106 nucleotides. RefSeq names its product heat shock protein 90. Gene Ontology annotation, cellular component: perinuclear region of cytoplasm; protein-containing complex; plasma membrane. Gene Ontology annotation, biological process: protein folding; protein stabilization; cellular response to heat. Gene Ontology annotation, molecular function: ATP hydrolysis activity; ATP-dependent protein folding chaperone; ATP binding. The record is from RefSeq and is a predicted model, not a curated record. NCBI's taxonomy places the organism in Eukaryota, Fungi, Ascomycota, Leotiomycetes, Helotiales, Mollisiaceae. Bases 1 to 2106 code for a protein of 701 amino acids. The transcript is spliced from 2 exons.
AUGUCUGGCGAAACCUUCGAGUUCCAGGCUGAGAUCUCCCAGCUUCUGGGUUUGAUCAUCAACACUGUCUACUCAAACAAGGAGAUCUUCCUGCGAGAACUUGUCUCCAACUGUUCCGAUGCGCUCGACAAGAUUAGAUACGAGGCUCUUUCAGACUCAAGUAAGCUUGAUACUGGCAAGGACCUCCGUAUCGACAUCAUCCCCGACAAGGAGAACAAGACCCUCACCAUCCAAGACACCGGUAUCGGCAUGACCAAGGCUGAUCUCGUCAACAACCUGGGUACGAUCGCACGAUCUGGCACCAAGCAAUUUAUGGAGGCCCUGACCGCAGGUGCUGAUAUCUCCAUGAUUGGUCAAUUCGGUGUUGGUUUCUACUCCGCAUACCUUGUCGCAGACCGCGUUACCGUCAUUUCAAAGCACAACGAUGAUGAGCAAUACAUCUGGGAGUCCUCUGCUGGUGGAACCUUCACUAUCAAGCCUGACACUGAGGGUGCACCACUCGGCCGUGGUACCAAGAUGAUCCUUCACCUCAAGGAUGAGCAGACCGACUACCUGAAUGAGGCCAAGAUCAAGGAGGUCAUCAAGAAGCACUCCGAGUUCAUUUCAUACCCCAUCUACCUCCACGUUUCCAAGGAGACUGAGAAGGAGGUUCCUGAUGAGGAGGAGGAGGAAGCCAAGGAGGAUGACGGAGAGAAGAAGGCCAAGAUCGAGGAGGUCGAUGACGAGGAGGAAGAAAAGAAGGAAAAGAAGACCAAGAAGAUUAAGGAGACCAAGAUUGAGGAGGAAGAGCUCAACAAGCAAAAGCCAAUCUGGACCCGAAAUCCUUCAGACAUCACCCCAGAGGAAUACGGUUCCUUCUACAAGUCUCUCUCAAACGACUGGGAAGACCACCUUGCUGUCAAGCACUUCUCUGUUGAGGGUCAACUCGAAUUCCGCGCCAUCCUCUUCGUUCCCAAGCGCGCUCCCUUCGAUCUCUUCGAGACCAAGAAGACCAAGAACAACAUCAAGCUCUACGUCCGUCGUGUCUUCAUCACUGAUGAUGCCACCGAUCUUAUUCCUGAGUGGUUGAGCUUCGUCAAGGGUGUUGUCGAUUCUGAGGAUCUCCCUCUCAACUUGUCCCGUGAGACCCUUCAACAAAACAAGAUCAUGAAGGUCAUUAAGAAGAACAUCGUCAAGAAGACUCUUGAGCUCUUCCAGGAGAUCUCCGAGGACAAGGAGCAAUUCGACAAGUUCUACACUGCCUUCAGCAAGAACAUCAAGCUCGGCAUCCACGAGGACUCCCAAAAUCGGCCUGCUCUUGCCAAGCUUCUCCGAUUCAACUCCACCAAGUCCGGUGAUGACCAAACCUCCCUCACCGACUAUGUCACUCGCAUGGGUGAACAUCAAAAGAACAUGUAUUACAUUACCGGCGAGUCUCUCAAGGCUGUCCAGAAGUCACCAUUCCUUGAAUCUCUCAAGGAGAAGAACUUCGAGGUUCUCUUCCUGGUUGACCCCAUCGAUGAGUACGCCAUGACCCAGCUCAAGGAGUUCGAUGGCAAGAAGCUUGUUGAUAUCACCAAGGACUUCGAGCUUGAGGAGACUGAUGACGAGAAGAAGGCUCGUGAGGCCGAGGAGAAGGAAUUUGAAGGUCUUGCCAAGGCUCUCAAGAACGUCUUGGGUGACAAGGUCGAGAAGGUCGUUGUCAGCCACAAGUUGGUUGGUGCUCCCUGCGCCAUCCGUACUGGCCAAUUCGGUUGGUCCGCCAACAUGGAGCGUAUCAUGAAGGCUCAAGCUCUUCGUGACACCUCGAUGUCCUCGUACAUGUCCUCCAAGAAGACCUUCGAGAUCUCGCCUCGAUCACCGAUCAUCAAGGAGCUGAAGAAGAAGGUUGAGGCUGACGGCGAGAAUGACCGAACUGUCAAGUCGAUCACUCAACUUCUCUUCGAGACUUCCCUUCUCGUCUCCGGUUUCACCAUUGAGGAGCCAGCCGGAUUUGCCGAACGUAUUCACAAGCUUGUUUCCCUUGGCCUGAACGUCGAUGAGGAGCCAGAAACUGCUGAGGAGGCUGCUGCUGAGGAGGCUUCCGCCGAUGCACCAGUCGAGAGUGCAAUGGAGGAGGUCGAUUAG